UUAGACGAUGUCUGGAAUGAGCAAAAAAGCCGUUGGGAGUCCUUAAGAAUCCCUUUUGUUGGAUCAGAAACAGUAAGAAUUAUCGUAACCUGUAGGAAUGAUUCGGUUGCCAAGAUCAUGCAGGCAGUGCAUCCUUAUCAUCCUGAUUACUUGUCUCCAGAGCAGUCUUGGUCAUUAUUCAGGCAUUAUGCAUUUGGUGGUCGAGACGUUGAAGAACAAUCACACUUGGAAGGCAUUGGUAAGCAGAUCGUCAACAAGUGUUCCGGUUUACCAUUGGCUGUGAAGACAAUAGGAAGCCUUCUGGGAUACGAGACAGAUGAAGAUGGUUGGAUGGAGGUCUUACAGAGUGAUCUAUGGGAACUAGACAAGAACAAUGAGAUUUUGGCAUCUCUUAGAUUAAGCUAUAUUCGCAUGCCAGCACAUCUGAAAUCCUGUUUCCUUUACUGUUCCAUGUUUCCGAAGGAUCAUGUGUUUGACAAAGAUGUUUUGGUCAGACUCUGGAUGGCACAAGGUUACAUCCCACCUCGAGGUAGAAAAAAAAUGGAGGACAUCGGAGAUGAAUGUUUUAAUGACUUGCUAAGAAGAUCGUUCUUUGAUCGCCAUUUUGGCAGGUUGAAGAUGCAUGAUAUGAUACAUGAUCUAGCAAAAUUUAUUGCUGGAAAUGAGUGCUACGUAGUUGUGGAUAAGGAGCUACCCGGUUCUCCUGAUAAGGUUCGCCACUUAUACGUGGAUUAUGCGGUAGAAUCAAUGAAAUUACUGCGCUCGUGUAAUCUGAGGGCACUACGGACCUUGUUACUAUGCGAUCAGAUUGGAAUCCAAGAUAUCAUCCAGUUUCCGCCGCUGCUAAGAUGUUUAAGAUUUUGUUGGCAAAGGAGAGAUGAGACCCCAGAUUUGCUCAGGAACGUGAAGCACCUACGCUACUUGCAAAUCGAUUCCAGUUGUAUUGUGAGGCUCCCUGAAUCAGUAUGCCUGCUUUACCACCUACAGAUCUUGAUUCUUUAUUGUGGUCAUCUUGUAAAGUUACCAGAUGGCUUAGGUAACCUUAUUAACCUACGAUACUUUGAGCUACACUCACAUGCUAUUGAAAGGCUCCCUGAAUCAGUUUGUCGGCUACGCAACCUGCAAACUUUGGAUCUUUGUUUGUGCAGGGAACUUAAAGAGUUACCCAGUGGCAUGGGAAACCUUACCAACCUCUGCCACCUAGAUACGACGGGCGCUCAAAUUCUCUGUCUGCCAGCUGGAAUCGAAAAACUAAGAAAUCUUCAGAGAUUGAGUGGACGUUAUAGAGUGCAGGGUGGUGGGAUAGGAGUGUUGAAGGACUUGGCGAAGCUCCAAGGAGAUCUCUUCAUCUCAGCGCUCAGGAACUUGGUCAGCAUAGAGGAUGCGAAGGAUGUUGGUCUUAAAUAUAAGCAUAAACUUGAACUUGAGCAGUUGCAUCUAUUUUGGGAUGCCGACUGCGAAAAUGAUUGGCAUUGUUUGGGCGAUAAUAUUAGACUACAUCUAAAAGCUUUUCUAAAGGAAAAUAAGGAUGUCCCAGCCGAUGAAGAAAGGGAGGAAGCCCUGCUUGAGUAUCUCCAACCUCCAGCCAACCUCAAAACGUUGCUCAUAGAAGGGUAUGGUGGUUCCAAGUUUCCACAAUGGGUGGGAAAUUCUCUCUCCUUUGCAUCACUUCGACAAAUCCAUAUAAUUGGAUGUCAAAAUGUAAGGUCCCUUCCCCUAUACAUCCAUGACUCUCUUGGAAAAUUGGAUGCAUCCACAUCAAAAUCCAUGCUUGAGAUGGUGCAUAUUUCUGGUUGCCCGAAACUCACAUCCAUAGGAGGGCUGCAUAAUCUCCACUCACUUUACGGACUCAAUAUAUCCGUUUGUCCUCAGCUCCUGGUAUUAUCAGAGGAAGGACUACCAUCCAAGCUUCAAUAUCUGCAUAUUGAGGAGUGCCAACGGCUGACAUCAUUCCCGGGGAUGCAAAACCUUACUUCUCUUAAAGAAUUAAGCAUAAUAAAUUGUCCUCAACUCCGGCUCUCAUCAGAGGAAGGACUGCUACCUGAGCUUCAAUAUCUGUGUAUUGAGGAGUGCCAGCAGUUGACGUCGCUGUGGGGGAUGCCUCUCACACACUUAACUAUGAAAGAUUGUCCUAAACUUCGGAUCAUGGUAGAAGAUCAGCUCUCAUCUAUUCAGAUCGCUUCAAGCAACAAACUUAUAUCGAACAUAUGGUGGAACAUCAACCGACGGGUUGAUGAUCUGACAUCCACUGAUCAUGUACUUGAAGAGUUGACAAUAUGGAGAUGCACGUACAUCCCACCACCAGAAGACCUGCCCAACUUCACAUCUCUUCGAAGCUUGGUCGUAAAGGAUUGUCCUAGAAUCAAAUUCCUGCCAUGUAAACUGCUCCCAUCCACGCUCAAGUCCUUCGUAGUUGAUGGUUGUGAGGAUCUAAUGUACUUGAAGUUGGCGCAGCAGAACCGAGAUGCAUUGGAGGAGCUACGGCUUGUAAAUUGCCCAAAGCUCAAAUGGGUGCCAGGGCUGAAGAGCCUUUUCUUCCCAAAAAUCUUAAGAAUAGAACAAUGCCCUCAACUUCCGCAAUUUUUAAUAGAGGAAACAGAGAACAGAGGAACAAUCGACGAUUGAACACAGGAGAAACAAGUGUUGAAUUGUGUGAUGAUCGAGCAGGCUAACAGUGCUGUGUCUCCCAUAUUUGAUGCCGCAGAUGAUUGCAACUUGGGUCAAUUCCUACAGCUCGGGCUUCCUACUGGUUGCAGCUCUCAGUCCCCAGAACAAAUCACUGCAGAACCAUCGUUGACAGACAAGGAGCUUGUGGCAAUGAUGAAUUGUGAGAUGGAAGACAAUGACUGCAACCAUGACAAGAACCCAUUAUAUGAUAAUUAUCCAUUCUCCCAUUCCAUGAUGGUUAAUCAAUUAACCGCACAGAUGAAG
Messenger RNA from Elaeis guineensis (African oil palm), 2931 nucleotides. The record is from RefSeq and is a predicted model, not a curated record. NCBI's taxonomy places the organism in Eukaryota, Viridiplantae, Streptophyta, Magnoliopsida, Arecales, Arecaceae.